AUGUUCGCACCGUCCAGGGGAUCCAGCGACCAAGAUUCAGACGAGGCGACACAAUCUGUUGCCCUGAUGUCAAAGCGUGUGCGCGACAAAUAUAUCGACAGAUAUAGUCACAUGCACGACAAAAUCCUGGGGCAGUUCAGAAAAUGGGAGUUUACUGCAGUCAAUGUACCCGAAAGCCUCUUCUUCGACCCGGAAGACAUCUCAACCAGCCUUGAAGAGCGUCCGCAAGUAACAAGGGCAGCCGGUUCAACAUCUUGCGAGACGGAAAACGCUCUUGUCGCAGAGCAGAUCCGGCUCCUUCCGGGCCCCAUCCGCCGCGCCCUGAUGGCAAAGAUGGGAAAGUCAAGAGUCACGGCUUUGGCCGAGGCAAACGGCAACACCGCCGAAUUUGUGGCGCGGCUACAUAUUGGCCCUCGAGGUCGCAGUGGCCAGGCAAACGAGAAGUGCCGGUCCAUGAAUAUCCAUCAGAUGCUCAAGGUCAAGAUGGAUGUUGAGUCGAUGGCUCGAAAGGUGGCCGUUUCUAUGGCUCUCCUGCAUUGGGGUGCCAAUGUGGAUGGCCGAGGCGUCAAGUUUGUCCUAGGCGGCUCUUGCGAAAUGGCAAGCGGGCCAGAGGACUCUACGGCCCUCGGGUUGAAUACCGUGAGCUCAGGAUCAUCAACUUCACCAAACUCAAGAGCCUCGUCGGCCGCUCUCGAGGAGGCUACUCGGCGCACCACCAAGCUGUGGCUCAUCGACUUCCACCACGUCCGGCCCAUAACCAUGGACGACAAAGGCCUGGACAGGGCCGUUAAAGCAAUGUGGUACAACGGCCUUUACUUUCCCAUGCCGUUACAGCGCCAGGAGAUCCAGAAGAAGGCGUGGAACGCGUUCGUUACGAGCUACGUCGCGGCAUCUAAGAUGAUCUUGAGAGAGAACGACAGCGAAGAGCUUUUCAACUUGCCACGUGAGCUCAUAUGUCGGCUGAUCGAAAUCGAAAAGUAG
Trichoderma citrinoviride is the source of this 981-nucleotide messenger RNA. RefSeq lists its product as hypothetical. Bases 1 to 981 code for a protein of 326 amino acids. Lineage: Eukaryota; Fungi; Ascomycota; Sordariomycetes; Hypocreales; Hypocreaceae. The transcript is spliced from 2 exons. The record is from RefSeq and is a predicted model, not a curated record.